This is a messenger RNA of Sporothrix brasiliensis 5110, 1227 nucleotides long. Its product is annotated as actin cytoskeleton-regulatory complex protein. Gene Ontology annotation, biological process: actin filament organization; endocytosis; endosomal transport. The coding region runs from base 1 to 1227 and encodes 408 amino acids. The record is from RefSeq and is a predicted model, not a curated record. Gene Ontology annotation, cellular component: mating projection tip; actin cortical patch; plasma membrane. NCBI's taxonomy places the organism in Eukaryota, Fungi, Ascomycota, Sordariomycetes, Ophiostomatales, Ophiostomataceae. Gene Ontology annotation, molecular function: protein binding; calcium ion binding. The transcript has 2 exons.
AUGGCACCUCCACGGAUCGAGCAGAAGGAGAUCGAGACGUACUGGAACAUCUUCUCGAACCGCACCAAUGGCGGCAAGUUCUUGACGGGCGAGAUGGCGGCGCCGGUGCUGAAGAACAGUGGCCUGCGCGACGGCCAGCUGGAGCGUGUGUGGGACCUGGCGGACGUUGACAACGACGGCAACCUGGACUUUGAAGAGUUUUGCGUCGCCAUGCGGCUGAUCUUUGACAUUUUGAACGGGGAAUAUCCGGACGUUCCGAAUGCGCUGCCCGACUGGCUGGUGCCCGAGUCCAAGGCGCAUCUCGUGCAGGCUGGCCGUGCGCUCACAGGAAAGGCAGCACAGUUCGAACAGGUGGCCGUGGACGACGACCCGGACUCGCCGAGCCUCAAGGACGGCUUCGACUGGUACAUGAGCCCCGCCGACAAGGCCAAGUACGAGCAGAUCUACCUGGAGAGCCGGGACAUGCGCGGCGACGUGGCCUUUUCCUCCCUUCAGGACCUCUACGACUCGCUCGACGUCCCCGAUACCGACAUCCGCUCCGCCUGGAACCUGGUGAACCCGGCCGCCGCUCCAUCGAUUGGCAAGGACGCCUCUCUUGCUUUCUUGCACAUCCUCAACUACCGCCACGAGGGCUUCCGCAUCCCGCGCACCGUCCCUGCCUCGCUGCGCGCCAGCUUCGAGCGCAACCAAAUCGACUACCAGGUCGGCAACGCCAGUACGGCCGCCGCAAACUCACGCUGGGCAACGCGUGCCGACGACAGCACGGCGACGGGCCGCAAGGCCAAGUUUGGCGACCAGUACCUGACGCGGCUCGGCCGUAGCGGCUUCAAGGCCACUGGCACCGACUUCUCGACGGCACAAAAGACCGAGGACUGGGAGGAGGUGCGCCUGAAGAAGCAGCUGGCCGAGCUAGAGGGCCGUAUCCAAGAGAUCGAGGCGGGCGCAGCGCGGCGGUCUGGGUCCAAGGCGAGUGGCGGCAAGCGUGACACGAAGCCUGCGCUGAUCAAGCGCGAGCUGGAGCAGCUGCUGGACUACAAGCGCCAGGAGCUGCGCGACCUCGAGGAAGGCACGGGCAAGGCCAAGGCCGGCAGCGGCCUGAAGGGUGUGACAGACGACCUGGCAACGGUGCGCGAGCAAGUAGAGAGCCUGGAAUCACACCUGCGGCAGCGUGAGCAGGUCCUCGAGCAGCUGCGUCGCGACAUUGACGAUGCCAAGGCUGCGAGGUGA